AUGGCGACGGGACCACUGCGUUUCCGGACACCACACAUCGAAGAGCUGCCGAUCACUCAAUCAAGACAGGCUCCCGGCUUUGCGUGGGUAGCUGUUGCCGCUCCACCAGAAGACCCCGCGAAGAACUGGGGUACAGCAAACCGCAAACGAGCUCGAGCGAACGUUGGUGGCCAGACGGAAACGCAGAAAGAAGCUCUCAGCGCUCGUCAGCAACGAGAGGUCGAGCGCAAAAUCAAAGAACUCAACAGCGACAACUCCAAGGAUGUGCAGAUACCGAUCCCAAAGAAGGAAGGAGGUGGAGGUGGGGCUGCGAGAGCAGGCAAGACUACGAACACGAAGAAGAUCCUAGCUUCUGGCAAGACAUUCGCGCAUUACCUGGAUGACGAGGAAGCGGAGAUUGCGAGGACGGGAAGGAGAGACGGCGAGGCUGAGGUCGUCCCUGUAGCUAUCCAACAGCAACGAGCCAGCAAGACGCCGUAUGCUCGCCGCAAAGCGCGAGAGGAAAGCAGUAUGAGCGCCAGCCCUGUACCUACAACGGGAGGCUCAGCACCCAUGCGAGCCGGCGACCCCAUGGAAAUAGAUGCCGGCGAGGAUGGAGAUGCUGAUGCCUCCAUGCCAUCAGCAGCAGAGAUUGAAACCCUUCUCAACUUGCCGCCUCUGACCUACAACCAAGCACGUUCAGCACCGCCUCCGUCGAACGCACCGCCGCCUCGUAGGUUCUGCGAGGUGUGCGGUUACUUUGGCCGAGCCAAGUGCAUGAAGUGCGGAGCCAUGACUUGCAGCGUCAUGUGUAAGGAUACGCAUGACGAGCAGAGGUGUCUCAAGUUCUACGCAUGA
Molecule: messenger RNA, 837 nt
Organism: Saxophila tyrrhenica
Lineage: Eukaryota; Fungi; Ascomycota; Dothideomycetes; Mycosphaerellales; Extremaceae
Exons: 1
Coding region: 1-837 (278 amino acids)
Biological process (GO): chromatin remodeling
Cellular component (GO): Swr1 complex
Molecular function (GO): nucleosome binding
Source: RefSeq, a predicted model, not a curated record